UAGAAUUUCAUAGGCGUGCAUAUAAUGUCAAAAGUAAAAAAAAAUCAUAAAAUAUUUUUUUCUUAUUUGCUUUGCUUAUUUGUCGCGGGUAAGAAACUGAAAUCCCGCAAGCCCCGCAAGUUUCCAUAUAUAUUAUAAUUCUCUUACUAUCAGUAAUCUCUGAAUUGUCUUUGUUCUGAAAUCAAGAGUAGCAUUGCGUCUAAAUUUUGACAGCUAAUGUCAAAUAAAUAUGGAUUUUGUUUGCCGUUGCCGUGGUUGGAUUUAUUUUUAUUUACUUGGCGGAAAGUUAACUGCUUUAGUUUCUGAAAUUUAUGUAGUAUCAUAUGUUUUUAAUACUAUAAGGUGAAAUAUGUAUUCUCCAAGGCAAAAAAUACUGUGGUUUGCGCUGAGUACAAGAAUUUUUGUGAUUAUUUUACAAGCAAUAUCAAACCUCGUCAUACCAGACCACAAUGCGAAUGUCUUCAUAAGCCCUGAGGAUCCAACAUUACGUAAAACUUACGGUGAUGUUAUUGUGGAUAAAUUAUUUGGUGGUUUGAAGAGAUGGGAUGCUCAGUACUUUAUACACAUUGCUCAAUACGGCUAUACUUAUGAAAAUUGUCUAGCAUUCUUUCCGCUAUACCCGUUGGUCGUCAGAUAUGUGGCUUAUGGAAUAAGCAGCGUGCUUGGAUCAUUCGUAAACUUUCAUAGUACAUUGCUAAUAUCUGCUUCAUUAGUAAACAUUAUAAUGUUCAUAAAAUCAGCUGAUAUAUUACAUCGGUUAAGUUUAAGAGUUCUAAGGAAUGAGUGUAAAGCCUAUAAAUCAGUCAUAUUAUAUUGUGUGAAUCCUGCAAGCAUAUUUUUCUCUGCUCCAUAUUCCGAAACACUGUUUGCUUGGAUGUCUUUUUAUACAAUGUUGAAAUGUACUGAUAAUGAAACCCUGAGGUUUGCCAACAUUGAUAUAUUGUGUGGUUUACCAACAGGGUUCUCUAUGAUCACUAGGUCUAAUGGUUCUGUUAAUCUAGGAUUUAUAAUCUAUGCUAGCUUGAAAAAUGUUAUUGAGCGAACUUUACCUGAAAUUGUGUACAAGUACAAAACAUUAAAACAUAAAAUUAUUCUUCCAGUAUUGUUGUUACCAUUGUUCAUAUCUUGUAUGGCACUGUUUUUGGCUGUGAUACUAGGUUUGUUACCAUUUCUCUUGCUGCAAACAUACAAUUACUUCAAAUAUUGUAUACACAAUGAGCAUAACUUGCCUGACUUUUUGUCAAAUGCAGAGUAUGUGUUGCCAGGGACAGCCCAAAGUCCAUGGUGUAACUACUCAUUGCCUCUGUCAUAUUCUUAUAUACAGUCUCAUUACUGGGAUGUUGGUUUUUUGAAAUAUUAUAAGCUUAAGCAAAUUCCAAACUUCAUUCUUGCUUUUCCAAUACUAUUCCUAAUAAUGUAUCAUUGCAUGCGCUACAUAAUUAAUAAUAUAAGACUUUGCUUAGCACUUGGCAUAAGAUUUAAUAUAUUUGGAAAUUCAAACAAGAUGCCUUAUAGGCCAAAGCAAUAUUCUAAAGGAUUUGGGGCCAAUGAUCCUUCAAUAUUUGUAUAUAUAGUUCAUAUAAUGUUUUUAUGUAUUUUUUGCAUAUUUUUUGUACAUAUUCAAGUGUCAACUAGGUUGUUAGCAUCGGCUAGUCCAGUUUUAUAUUGGAUUUGUUCUAGCUGUAUGAAUGUAAGUCCCACACCAACAUCAGAUCAAAACACAAUUAAUGAGCACUUCCGUCGAAUUGGAACGGGAAAGCGAAUCCCUUCCAAUUAUUUAUCAAUAGCGAAUUUAGAAGGUGUUGACAAUAUGUAUAGCAAAUGGAAAACGUUUAUUAUAUCACGACGAAUGCCCGAUUUUCAGUCACGUAGCUUGCAAUAUUAUUUUAUAGGAUACUUUUUAGUGGGUACAGUUUUAUUUUCUAACUUUUAUCCAUGGACAUGAGUCGUGGUACGUGAUCUACAAACAUAUCAUGCUCACGUAUCAUAUUUAAUCUGGAUAAUUAUAUUUGUUUGACAUAUCAAUAUUUUAUAUUCAAUAUUCAUACAAUAUAAUGAAACAAUUAAUAGAAUUUUAUGAAUGAAGAAUUUUAUUCAUUAAUAUAACACUAAACGCCUUGCUAAAUUGCCUUUGUUUUUAGCUAGUUUAAUAUUAGUAAGUUAAAAAGUUAGGUAGCAAAUUUAAUGCAUUAGACAUUUUUAUAUACAAAUUUCAUAAAAUAUAAUUACAUAUUUCUGCUUGGAAUGGGGCCUUUUAAGAUGUCCAUAAUACAGCAAAUUUAUUCUAUAAAAUAUGUAUUUUAAUGAAAAAUAGAGUAAUACAAUUUGCUAAUUAAUCUUCUAUGAAUUAUUAUUCACUUAAAUAAAUUAUGAAGUACCUAUUCUAGUCAUUAAUAUUUAAAUAGGGACCUAGUCACAAUUUACAUACGUAAAUAAGCUUAUAAUUUCAUAGUGCGCGAAUUAAAUUGACAAUACUAGAACCUCAAUAAUCACUAGAAUAGUCCGUUAAAGUAUAUAUUUUGAUCAUAUUAAUUCUGCAAAAUAGGCAUAUUAGCUAUACCGAUAAUUUUAAUCAAUAAAAAAUUUCCUAACAAUGUUUUAGACAAGUUAUUCAAUAAAUAAGUUUUAAAUCCAUUGUAAUUAAUUAUUUAAUAACAUUGUUAUCAUUCAUUUAAGUAAUUGUAAAUCAUUUUCAACCUUUUUAUGAUGCAUUUCAUUAAAUUAAUUAUAAUUUAAGCAAGGCUGUGCCAUAUUGGUCCUAAAUAAUAAGCUUAAACACAUAAAAUCAGUUUUUCCUAAAAAUGAAAAGAACCAUUGUUAUGUAAUUUAAAGCUGAAUUAUGUAAUUAAUCGGUCAACUACCAAAUUCCUACAAUAUUAGAAUGCAUAGUCUUAUAUAGCAGCAGAUUCGGAAAAAUAUAUUGUUUAUUAAAGUGCUAAAUAAAAAUUUCCUAAAUGUAUCGUUCAGUCAUAUUGUGAUGUACAUUUUGCAACAAAUAUUAAGUUAAACCAAACCAAAUACUCUUAGUGUAAGUGCAUACUAAAUAUAAUAUUAUUUUCCAAAACUAUACAUGUUGACUUAUGAAUAUUUGAACAGCGCCCUCUUUUGUGAUAAGUUUGACUUCAAAACUAUCUUUUAUGCACAGACAACAGCUUGUCCAAACACAGCAGCCGUCCACUAUGCAGUAAUAAUUAGAUUUCUUAAUUAAUUUUUAAUGACCUUCUUUUUUACUAUUUCAAUACUGAACUUAAUUUAGCCAUUUUUAGAAUACAAGAUGUACCUAAUCACUCCAUAUUGGAAACUUAAUUGUUAUGGUGCAUGUUCAUUAGAGCAGAGUAACAUGAUGUUUCUGAUCACAAAAAUGUAUAAUAGCCGACAAAAAACUUAACCACACAUCAAGGUAGUGUGCUCAAGUUGUUUGCUGCUCAUUAUAAGUGGGGCUUAGCUUAGAUGUGAAUUUUGUGGAUUUAUUAUAAUUUAUAAAUACUAUUAUUUACUCUGCUCUAGUAGAAAUGGGCUGUGGAUUUUUAGUUUGUGUAAACUUCAUCAUUUAAUGAAGUUGUUAUAUUAUGUAACAAUACCUGGGUGCAGUAAAUAAGUUUGGUACUGCCAUCAAUAAACAAUCCAUCAAGAUGAGACUUAAUAUUAGAACCAGCUGAA
Messenger RNA from Manduca sexta (tobacco hornworm), 3660 nucleotides. It is a transcript of the gene PIG-V, whose product is annotated as GPI mannosyltransferase 2. Bases 350 to 1945 code for a protein of 531 amino acids. The record is from RefSeq and is a predicted model, not a curated record. Lineage: Eukaryota; Metazoa; Arthropoda; Insecta; Lepidoptera; Sphingidae. Gene Ontology annotation, cellular component: mannosyltransferase complex; endoplasmic reticulum membrane. Gene Ontology annotation, biological process: GPI anchor biosynthetic process. The transcript has 2 exons. Gene Ontology annotation, molecular function: alpha-1,6-mannosyltransferase activity; GPI mannosyltransferase activity.